This is a messenger RNA of Erythranthe guttata (spotted monkey flower), 2150 nucleotides long. Its product is annotated as putative arabinosyltransferase ARAD1. NCBI's taxonomy places the organism in Eukaryota, Viridiplantae, Streptophyta, Magnoliopsida, Lamiales, Phrymaceae. Gene Ontology annotation, molecular function: glycosyltransferase activity. The record is from RefSeq and is a predicted model, not a curated record.
CUCUCUAUUUCUGAAUCUCUGUAGUUUAUUGGGUUUUCCGAAACCAGAUUCUUUACCGUUUCGAUUUUCUACAUACAUGCAACCUAAUUCGUUGAUUAGAAAUGCAGAAAGUGCGAAAAAAAUGACCUGAUUUUGAAUGCCUUUUAUGUGUUUGCUUAUUUUCCUCAAUGAGUAGUUUUCCUUAGCUACCCUCAAAAACUAAAUCUUUUAUUCCACCUUAGAAAUCAGAAGGGCCAGUGUUUGAUAGAAUAUUUUCUUUCGGUCAUCAUCAUGCUUACACUUCUAGUUCAAUAAAUUCUUGAAAAUAUUGUAGGAAUUUUAUUUCUUCUCUGGUUUUUGAAUGUCAAAAAACAAAAUGUGGCUCAUUUCCCACAAAUUCCUGUUCUGUUUGUUCUUGAUGACAUCGACGUUGUUGAUACUAUCUCGAUUGUUAACCCUGAGAUCGACGGGUGGGCCCUAUUCUCUCGAUUCUAUUACAUUCUCGAGCUCCAACAUUCUAACAAUGGCAGAAACUGAGAAUCUUGAUUCAUCUUGUUACACAAAUAACCAAAUUCUCAAGGUUUUCAUGUACGAUUUGCCCCCUCAAUUCCACUUCGGCCUAUUGGGUUGGAAAGCCGCGGGCCCUACUGUAUGGCCCGAUAUUCGAUCACAACAAGUCCCCGAAUAUGCAGGUGGAUUAAAUUUACAGCACAGUAUAGAGUAUUGGCUCACUUUAGAUCUCUUAAACUCAGAAUUCUCGAAAAAUCUGAGUGGCAGAACCGCGGUUAGAGUGCGUAACUCUAGUGAAGCCGAUGUUAUCUUUGUCCCGUUUUUCGCAUCCAUUAGUUAUAAUAGGUACUCGAAGGUGAAGACUAGAGGCAGUAAGAAAAGUAUUAAUGAUUUAUUACAAGAAAAUUUGGUUAGUUUUUUGUCUGCUCAAGAGGAGUGGAAAAAAUCGGGUGGAAAAGAUCAUAUAGUGGUUGCUCAUCAUCCGAAUAGUCUUUUAUAUGCAAGGAUGAAGCUUUGGCCUGCGAUUUACAUUCUUGCAGAUUUCGGGAGGUACCCUCCAACGGUGGCUAAUGUUGAGAAAGAUGUUAUUGCACCUUACAAGCAUUUGAUCACGAGUUAUGUUGAUGACAAAUCCGAUUUCGAUAGUCGUAAAACUUUGCUCCAUUUUCAGGGAUCUAUUUACAGAAAAGAUGGUGGAAUAAUUAGGCAGGAAUUAUACUACAUGCUAAAAAACGAAAAAGACGUGCAUUUCUCAUUCGGAAGCAUCCAAGGCGACGGAAUUAGCACGGCAUCCAAAGGGAUGCACUCUUCGAAAUUCUGCCUCAACAUUGCAGGCGACACCCCUUCUUCGAACCGACUCUUCGACGCUAUAGCCAGCCACUGCGUGCCUGUAAUAAUCAGCGACGACAUCGAACUUCCGUUUGAAGACAUCAUCAACUACUCCGAGUUCUGCAUAUUUGUCCCUUCAUCGGACGCUGUAAGAGAAAAUUUUCUCAUAAAUUUAAUUAGGAAUAUUAGUAAGGAGAAGUGGACAAGAAUGUGGGAAAAGCUAAAAGAAGUGGAACAUUUCUUCGAGUUUCAUUAUCCUUCGCAAGAAAAUGAUGCUGUGCAGAUGAUAUGGAGGGCGAUUCUCCGGAAGGUUCCGUCUAUUGAUCGAAAGAUUCAUAAGUUGGGAAGAUUUUCUCGUGGGGUUGUUAGUGGAGAAAGUGGGCUUCGCUCGAUUUCUGUGCCGAGGAAUUUUUGGUGAAAUUCGAGGGAAAAAGAUGUGUUGUUGAAGAUUGUAGGAGCUCUGCUCUCUAUUUGAAACCAAGCUUUAAAAAGUAGUAAUUGUGAAGAUAGUUGAUCCAGAAAUAUUGAAGAUUUGAUUUUAAGGAUAAGACAAUGUUGUCAAAAUCAGCAGAAUGAUGGAAGAGAGGGGUUGUAUUGAUUUAUUUUUGCUGCUUUAUUUUGUUUUGACAAAUUUUGUUGUACCGAUUCCAACCUCGCGGAUUUAUCUGAAUCGAGAUUUUUAUCGGGCUUCGAAAAGGGAAUGGCUUCUAAUUGUAAUACGUUGCAAGUAUAAUUUCACCAGUGUCGAAAUUAUCUAGCGAAUUUGUAACACCUACGCAACAAUUACGUUGACAUAACAUGUGCGUUAGUGUUACGGUCAAAUUUAUGUUACA